AUGGCAUUCCAACCUCAGGUCGACACCGAUGCAGAGUUUCCUCUCCACCCGCUCUUUGCGCACGCCCACGAACAAAGCGUCGGCUGUUGGGUUUCCAUCGACGGCCGCAUUGAUUGCGAGUUGCAACAAUUGACGGACAGCCUCGAUCCAUAUACGACAAUGCACCGGUACAUUCGCACAAUGUGUGGGCCGGUUGCAGCGGCCAGCCGCCAGACCAUACGCGCCUACAAGGCUUGCGCGCGAAGCCUCCUCACCCUUCGCGUCCUCGUACAGAACCGGCGUAAGGACAAAACCCCUAUUUUGGUGUUUGCUUCGCGAGCACAAGUCCUCUGCCUGGCGCCUUCGACAGAUGCAGUUCAAAACGGAACAGCUGAAUGCGACAACCUUGUGGCGUUCUCGCAGGACGAUGUGCCGCGCGUCGCCAUGGGGGUCGCUCACGACCCGUGGGAUCAUGUUCCCCGGUUGUCUAUCGUUCAAAUAAACACCAAUGAGUUUGUGUCGUCCGCACCUCUUCCCAAACAGGUCAAGGACGCGGAUCAGGGAACUAUCCUCCUUUCUACGGGAGACUUUGUUGUCUUACAACUGCAGUUCCGCCUCGGCAACGAUGGGACGAUCUCCAAGGAAUGGGACGCCCUCGGCACUAUCGAGGCCAUCUUCCUUCCUUAUGUACCUUGGAACGGCGUCCCCGCAAUUACUCAAUUGCCUCCCUUGCUGCCCACCGUCCAAUCCCCCACGUCCGUGUGCGGUAUCCCUGCGAUUGGACAUCUACUACGUGUACCACUCGACCAGGAAGCCGUUCGGCAUUAUUUUGCGGACUUUUGGCAACAUGGUAAGGAGGUCUACAUGCGUACCCACUUCGGCGCCACUCCUUCGGGGAAUUGUCCAGAGUCGUAA
Molecule: messenger RNA, 894 nt
Organism: Trametes versicolor FP-101664 SS1
Lineage: Eukaryota; Fungi; Basidiomycota; Agaricomycetes; Polyporales; Polyporaceae
Exons: 5
Coding region: 1-894 (297 amino acids)
Source: RefSeq, a predicted model, not a curated record